AUGGCCUCCUUUCAAUUAUUAUUAUCUGCUGGUGAUAUUGAAUUAAACCCUGGUCCGGACUCUGACAGCUCUUCUCAACAAAAGAAUAAACAACAGAGAACAUCUCGAUCCUUUUCCAGAAUUUGUACAGAAUGUCAGAAAACUGUCCGGAAAAAUCAAAAAAGAUUUGUAUGUGAUGUAUGCAAAGAUUUUAUUCACGCAAGUUGUCUCGGAGUCGCCUACACGAACAACCUAAAUUCCAGUCAACCACAAUGUUGGACAUGCCAUAAAUGUGUUCUAUCAAAGUUGCCUUUCUAUGGUCAUGACAUUCUUGAAAUAAUCUCGGUUAACUCCCUAACAUCAGACAACGAUAACGAUACACAUCUUAACAUUCUUAGUAAGCAUGUACAACACCUCAAGAUCAUGCAUAUUAAUACCCGAAGUAUGGUCUCUACUUUCGAUCACUUAUGUCUUAUGAUCGAACGCUAUGCCUUUGACAUAAUCACGAUGAGUGAGACAUGGUUAAAAGAAAAUAAUCUUUUACUUCAACAUGUAACAAUUCCAGGUUAUGUUCACGCGUUCAAUAACAGAGAUAAGAUAAGAGGUGGUGGUGUCGGUAUUUACAUCAAAGAAUCAAUUAAGUUUAAACGAAGACAAGAUCUCAAGAAACGUUAUCCCACAAUGGAGCAUCUCUGGAUAGAAAUUUCCGGUCGUAAUCGGUAUAGUAAGCUUCUGCUUGGUACAAUAUAUCGAUCUGAUGCCAUCUUACCAUAUACAACCUGGUUAGAGUACUUUAACGAUUUACUGAGUGAUCUAUCUGUUCAGUGGGAUGGGAUGUUAGCUGUUACGGGUGACUAA
Molecule: messenger RNA, 837 nt
Organism: Paramuricea clavata
Lineage: Eukaryota; Metazoa; Cnidaria; Anthozoa; Malacalcyonacea; Plexauridae
Source: the annotation of a GenBank genome assembly